Cucurbita pepo subsp. pepo (vegetable marrow) is the source of this 1155-nucleotide messenger RNA. RefSeq lists its product as uncharacterized. The record is from RefSeq and is a predicted model, not a curated record. Gene Ontology annotation, molecular function: thiolester hydrolase activity. Lineage: Eukaryota; Viridiplantae; Streptophyta; Magnoliopsida; Cucurbitales; Cucurbitaceae. Gene Ontology annotation, cellular component: intracellular membrane-bounded organelle.
UUUCAUACGCCAUUGUUGGUACCUCAAGCUCUCUGUGUUUUCUCAGCUUCUUCUUCCCCAUGGCUGCUCCCUUUUUAAUGCCCUUUUUCUCUUUGGCUCUCGUUUUCGCUGCGAUUCCGGGUUCUCUUUCAUUGCCCUUCAUUGUGCUCCAUGGUUUAGGAGGCCAGUGCUCACAUCAAGGGCCUAAAAACUUCACACAACUACUGAUAAACUAUUCUGGUGUUGAAGGAUAUUGCCUUGAAGUUGGCAAUGGAGUGUGGGAUUCUUGGUUUAUGCCCCUCGAGAAACAGGCUGGACUUAUUUGUGACAAGGUGAAGGAAAUGGAGGAGUUGAAAAACGGUUACAAUAUAGUCGGUCUCUCCCAGGGUAACUUGGUCGGCCGAGGAGUGAUCGAGUUAUGCGACGGAGGACCACCAGUUAAGAACUUUAUAUCUCUAGGAGGUCCUCAUGCUGGUAUUGCUUCUGUUCCUCUUUGUGGUACGGCCAUUUUAUGUCACCUUGUAGAUAAACUCAUUAAGUCGGACAUCUACAGCGACUACGUUCAAGAUCAUCUAGCUCCCAGUGGUUAUCUCAAAUUACCAAACGCUAUCCCGAAGUAUUUGGAGAAAUGUAAGUUUCUUCCAAAGCUCAACAACGAACGCCCACAAGCGAAGAAUUCGACGUACAAGGAAAGAUUCAGUAGCCUACAAAACUUGGUGCUAAUUAUGUUCGAGCAGGACGCUAUUUUGGUCCCUAAGGAAACCUCCUGGUUCGGUCAGUACCCGGAUGGAGCUUUUAAUUCAACUAUACCUCCACAACAGACAAAACUCUACAUUGAAGACUGGAUUGGUCUGAAAACCUUGGAUGAAGCUGGAAGAGUGAAAUACAUAAGAGUGGAUGGGGAACAUAUUAAAAUUUCCAAUAGUGACAUGAGAAAGUAUGUGAUUCCAUACUUACAAGGAUAAAGACUCGGACGGAUCUCGGGAAGUCAACGAGCACCAUAGUAUCGAUUAAACAAGAGCAAAGCACCAGUAAAGAAAAGAGUAAGAUAGUUCACAAAACAAAGUUCCUUAAAUCCUCAUCAACUAUGCAAGCCUAUUUUCCAGAGAGUUAAGGAAAAAAUAAAAGUAGAUACCCUAUGUAUUCCAAGAGACGAGUCGAUGUUCAAUGAAAAAA